CUGUAAUCAUGUAUCGAAAAUCAUUCUUAAAGAGUAAACUGCUCACAAGCUGUGGUUAGGAACUUCCAGAAUCUAGAAGGGCUUCGUUUUUUAUGCAAACCUAUUCACCACUGUUUAAUGUCAACUGGAAUGAUUUAAAGAAAACUGGCCUAAUAUGAGGUUUACUGAAAGGAAACCAUUAGCCAAGGCUCGUCGUCAUUUUGCGAAAAAAGAAUUUGACCUGGAUGAAAGUGAUGAUGAUGAAGACACGUUUCUACGCAAAACCUCUGAGAUUUCGGAUGUCGAUUUUUCGAAUCGGUUACAGGAAAUAGAACAUAAAUCGACAAUACAAGCCUCAGUGAAAACCGAGGGCACUUCAAGCUUGCAUACGAAACAAUCCACAUCACUUUGUACAAUUGUCCAUCUCUCCCAUUUUCCUGACUCAGUUGACAUCAAUGAUUUUCGAAAACAUAUAUCAUCUAUCCCUGGAAUUAUGGCUGUAAAUAUAUUUCCACCACAACCCGAUAGCGAAAGAAAGGGAAUCCUGGUUGUUCAAAACGAGGCAGCAGCGUUUUCUGUGACACAAUUCCUAAAAACAAAUCCAUUCAAUGAUUAUUUUAUACAAGGCACAUAUGAGAUUAAGGAACCAAAGACUAUCUCAAACGGUGUAGAAAACAACAAGAGCACCGUACUCGUUUCUCAGGAACAAAACUCUAUCAGCGUUCUUUCUCCGUUUGAAAAAGCCAAAUUGAACUGGCUGUUAGAUAAGAUGUCCUGCUCCCGAUCGUCUAUAGCGAGAGCCAUGGCAUUUAGCAUGGAACAUGUUCAUUGUCACGAAGAGAUUGUUGAUCAAAUUACCAAUUCAUUUCUACAAACAUCGGAUUGCUUGGAACUGGACGUUGUUCGAAAGCUCAGCCAUUUAUACCUCUUUAACGAUAUAUUGUACAACUGUGCUUCAGGAAUACCACAGGCUUGGAAAUAUCGGCUCAGUUUGGAAAAGCACUUACGCGUCAUUUUUGAACACCUUCGUUUCACUGCCAAACGCUUUAGUGGAAGAUUAAAAGAGAAUAUAUUUACUCAGAAGGUACUAGCCGUCACCGAUGUAUGGACAAAAUGGGUUUCCUUUCGGGAAGAAUUAUUUGAGUAUGUGCACAAUUUAUUUAAUCCCAAAACCACUUCAUCGACACAGUUUAGGCCAGUGGAAAACGAAACAGCGCUUGAGGACGAAAAAUGGUUUAACAUGACGCCGCCUGCAGAAGAAUUGGAAAAUGAUGAGGAGUACAAUGGCAUCCCUGUUGAUGUUAGCGAACUUUUGGGUCUCAAGGCAGCAAAGGAAGAGACAACACAUGAAAAGCCGGAACCUUCGAUACGCCCUGCAAUGUUCAAACAGAGUUUUACUAAAGGUACCGUCGUUUCCAAAAAAAUGCGUAUGCGUGCCGAGGACUUAUUCGAUACUUGAAAGCCAACUUGGCAAAUGUGCUAUGUGAGCGUAAUUAUUACUACUACCUUGCAAUUUCGUUUACUACGUUAAUAUUAGACGUGUACUAUAUUACAGUAGGACUUUGCACUCACAGUACUGAACCAAUUGUUCCUAUCACCGCUACUUAUAAACAAAAUAAAAUUACCGAUCAGAAGCAAAA
Molecule: messenger RNA, 1619 nt
Organism: Schizosaccharomyces japonicus yFS275
Lineage: Eukaryota; Fungi; Ascomycota; Schizosaccharomycetes; Schizosaccharomycetales; Schizosaccharomycetaceae
Product: U2-associated protein
Exons: 5
Coding region: 155-1438 (427 amino acids)
Source: RefSeq, a predicted model, not a curated record